AUGAAGGCAAACAAACACACACAGGUCAAAAGUAAGUCUCAGAAAUGGAAAGAUGUGAGAGGCAAACGGUGCAGGCCCCUCAUCACCCCUUCAGACCUCAACUCCAGUCCCGUCGUGGUCAGAAUGGUAAAGGAGCACCAGGUGGCUAAGAAGAAGAAAAGGCUGAAAAAGAAAGCCAAACCAGUCUCUGAGCCUAAACUAACCCCUCCCAAGUCUGAAUGUAAGAAAACACACCCUCAGACGAAUGGGAGCUCCUCGUUAUCCCAGGAUGCUGAGGCAGAAGACGUGCAGGACUGGAAGGAGUAUUCCCAGUCGAUCCUUAGGAAUGGUAUGGAGACUUCAGGUGAUGUAGAGGACAUUCGAAUGAGUAGACUGGAGGGAGAGGCUCUCCAUCACUGUGCACAGAGAGAUGACCGACAGAACCACGCUGUGCUGGUCUUGCAGAAACAUCAGACCCUUUGUUUUCGUGGGAAGUGCAUUUUGACCUGUCUGUACGGUCGUGUUGAAGUCAUGGGAUUUACCAUCGAAGAGGGUCAGAAGUCGUACCCGCUGUUUUCCCCGGCUUCACACUGUCCACUCACCAUCAGAGCAAUGGAGACCUCUCACGACGUCAGAGACCACAGAACAGACACUUCACUCAUACUUCAAGAAUAUCUAACGCCAGCAUCACGGAAGAAGUUACUGAAAAAGGUCACGUCAACGUCAUCCAUCAUCCUGCUUGAGCCCAUGGAGACGCCUCUGACCCGCUUCCUGUCCAGCUUUUCUCAUCUCGGUGAACUGUUCAGCCCCCCAGCGAGUGAACUCAUGUCAGCUGUUCUCGAUACCCCGCUGAACGGUCUGGGCAUGAUUCCCCUGGCCAGCAACAUCGAGGGUCUGAAAAUAUCCAGGAGCUGCAAAGAGACCCUGAACAGCGUGGUCAGCGCGUGCAGAGGAGACAUUGACGGCUGCGCUGUUGUUCUUGUAUGUGGAACCAAGAACGUGGGCAAGUCAACAUUCAUCCGUAACCUCAUCAACACGGCAUUGAAUCACACUGCUGCUGUGGACUAUUUGGAAGGAGACCUGGGUCAAACUGAAUUCACCCCUGCCGGUUGCCUUUCUCUGUCCACAGUCACAGAGCCUCUUCUGGGUCCUCCGUUCACACACCAGAACACCCCAGAGCACAUCAUCUACUUCGGUCAGCCAUCAUGUGAGUCGGACAUGGACCGCUACUUGGAGUCUCUGAAAUCGUUGUUUCGUCAGCGCCCCCAGAGCAGAGAGAUGCCCAUCAUCAUCAACACCAUGGGCUGGGUCAAAGGAUUUGGACUCCAGUUGUUGGUGGACAUAAUCCGGUUCCUCCCAGUCACACACGUGGUCCAGCUCAGCCACGGCGGUACCACCCAGUGUCCCGCCCUGACUCCAGAGUAUCUGAGGACUGCUCACGGCUAUCAGACUCACCCGCCCUCUCAGACUGCGUUGGAUGAGUUCACAGAGAGCCACUGCCCCCCCAGGACCUACUCUCACCUCAGCGUGCAGUCAGAGUUCCAGGGCGUUGCUCGCCAGGGGACAGCGAGACACCAGCGCACCAAUGAGCACAGAGAGCUGUCCCUACUGGCCUACCUGAGUCAGCUGCAGUCUCCUGAUCCUGGUCCGGUCAGACCCCUCCACAGCCUGACCCCGUACCAGGUGCCUUACACAGCGGUGGCUUUAGGCGUGAUCCACUGUGAGGUGGCGCCAACUCACGCGCUCUACGCUGCCAACGCCAGCCUGGUGGGACUUUGCUGCCUGGCAGAGAAAGUAGCCAGCAGGGGGGGUCCAGUCCUGCUGUCCCAGGCACCCGUUUGUCCCUGUGUGGGCUUUGGUGUCCUUCGAGGUAUCGACACAGCCCGAGGUCUGUACUUCCUGCUGACUCCCGUAGAUCCCUCCACCCUUCGAAAGGUCAACUGCCUCCUGUUGGGGGCAAUUUCAUUGCCUUCGUGCAUUCUCACAUCCCAGCCUGGCCUCGAAGGGGAGACGCCUUACGUUACUACAGACUACAGCUUUGACCUAAGCGGAGCUGGAAAAAUACGAGUCUUUAAGGGACUGAUGAGGCCCAGUCAGAUGGGAACGCAGUAGCGCGGCCUCGACGUUUCUUCUCUGGACCGUGAAUGUUCAGAACAUUGUUGACUCUGCAGAGCGAGGGCUGCUUCUGUCUCUGCCCCAGGUGUUCCCGCUAUGGACGUACCACCUGCUGAGAAAGACUUUAAUAUCCCAUGAAUGGAGAUUACGCCAUAACUUGUGUUUUUAAUUGUUGUUUGACAUCUCUUCUUUGGUGGUCGCAUUCCAAAACUCAACCCCUGCCAGGUAUUAAAAAGCAAACAAAUAAAUAAAAACACUUGUUUUGUGCUUCCUUCA
Molecule: messenger RNA, 2370 nt
Organism: Nothobranchius furzeri (turquoise killifish)
Lineage: Eukaryota; Metazoa; Chordata; Actinopteri; Cyprinodontiformes; Nothobranchiidae
Gene: nol9
Product: nucleolar protein 9
Biological process (GO): cleavage in ITS2 between 5.8S rRNA and LSU-rRNA of tricistronic rRNA transcript (SSU-rRNA, 5.8S rRNA, LSU-rRNA)
Cellular component (GO): nucleus
Molecular function (GO): polynucleotide 5'-hydroxyl-kinase activity
Source: RefSeq, a predicted model, not a curated record